GUUUUCAAGGUUGGCUAACAUGAGAGCAGUAAGUAGAUAUGACGAAUGAAUUGGGCUGUGGGUGCUAAUUGUUACCUACUUCGGGCUGUUCUCACACAUGGAAAAAACUGGGACCUUGUCAGUGAGUCAUUAAGAACGUCUUGCAAGACGUUCUUGAAAGAUGAAAAUGUACAGGAUCUCUCAAAACAGAGUUGUUCGCUUCAAUAUAAAUAUAUUAUUGCAUCCGCACGUCAAAGAAAUCCAGGCGAUUUAACAGAGAGCCAACUCUUAAACAUUUCAUUAGAUCAUUAUACUACAUUGAGACGUGAGCAGUUGCAUGCUGCUCGGUUGGAGAUCUUGCGGGCUAUGAAGAUUGAGGAAGAGGAUGCAGAAAAGUUGCGACAAGGCCGAUAUUCUGAAAUACCUCCAGACCGGUUACUGACCUAUAGAAAAAGAUGUCGUGCACUCGGGAUUCCGGACAAAAUAGGUCGUUGUUUAAAUAUGGAACCGUUGUCUCCUGUUUCAGAGGAAAAUGACCGAACUGUCAAGAAGCUUCCCACUACACUACAACGUCCAAAUACUAAAAUUGAGAAAGAAACAAUUGACCAGAAUGGUGGUAUCUGGAUUCCUGUCGAAACCCCUUUUAUUUAUGGGCUAUUCGAAGAGAGAUGUGAUUACAUUCAGGAAUCAUCAUUAGCCAACUUCAUACGUGCUCAAGCUAUUAUUUCACAAAGACUGGGUUUCGAAGGACAUGAUGAUGAAAUCUCAAGUCUAGAUACUACAUCAUCCAUCCAGACUCACUCAGAGGUUACAACUAGCCAUAAUCAAGAAGUCAAAGUCGAAGAGUCACCCAGAGCUUCUGAACAGCUUAAUAACUUAGAUAGUGACUCAAGCAAAAUAAGAAUGCAAACAAGCCCUUCCAAGUGUUUGGAGAUCCUGGAUGAACCAAUUACUCCUAGUAGUUCCGCUCUUGUAAGUGACUCAGAAACACUGGCUUCUCCGCACUUUACUCAGAGCCUUAAUUCAAGUCCUGCACUAAGUCUUGCGGAAACUCAAUCACCAUCCUUUAAAGCCGUUAAUCUGAACCGGAAACAUAAUCAUACAAAGAGGAAGAUAUCGACUCCUGCUCCUGUUUAUCAAAACCAAGUGGGAGAGUUCACUUCAGCUCUCAGUCCCUCAAUAUCUACCAGUCUCAAUAAUGAUGAACUUACAGAUACAUCUCAGUCAUCAGUUUGUGUGGCUCGACGAUGGAGAAGAUCUCUUCUAUCAGCACUUUCUACGGUGUACAGCCAUCGUCAUGCUUAUGUGUUUAUGCAUCCUGUAACUGAAGAUAUAGCUCCCGGGUACAGUACUGUUGUUUAUGAGCCAGUGGACUUAACGUCCCUUAGGCGCCGUAUGGAGUCGUCACUCAGUUACUUGAUCAGUUCUCAGCAGCCUUCUGCUCUAAAUCCAUCCGUUUCUUCUUAUCGAGUUAUCAUUGAGAUCGCAAGACGUUUCAUUCGUGAUCUUUUGCUAAUGUUUAUGAAUGCAAGAAUGUACAAUAGUCAAAAUCACGAAGUCCACCGAAUGGCUGGGGAGAUGUAUCAUGACGUCAUUAGUGAAGUAAGUGGUGGAUCUUUAUCAUUUACUGUCAAGCGGUCUUAGUGAGGAAUUGCAUAUUAAAAAACUAAAACUAGCUGUCCGAUUGGGUAGUUGGAGUAUGCGUAAUAUUUUCGACCAGUGGUUGUAAAUUCUGGAUAACAUGACUCAGAACCUAACGUAGUAGUUAAGACGCAGUUAUUUUUGUUAACUCUUACAUUAUCUCUUCUUGUAUACCUCUUCAUCCCUUCUCGAAUCAUUCCCAGUAUUUAGUCAUUUUCAUUGAUACUGCGUCAUUUUGAUCCCUUCACUGUUUUUUUAAAUAUUUUUAUUUCAUCUCUGUCGUGGUAUAGUAUGGUCACUUGGGCUAACACACAUUUGUAUCAGGCUCUACGUCGAUUGUAACUUAGGGAAUAAGCCCAUCAUGACGAAAAUGGUUUCAGAUGUCUAUCUAGUUCUACCUUAUUCCUUACCCAUUCCUUAAUUUGUUUCAGUUGGAUACUUACUUCAAUAUUGUGUAUUUUAUUUUGUAGCUAUUGUGUAUAGUUUUCAUGUUUCCUUUUAGCUUGUUAGUAUAAAUCAUAUAAAAAUGCUUUAGUUCCUU
Molecule: messenger RNA, 2161 nt
Organism: Schistosoma guineensis
Lineage: Eukaryota; Metazoa; Platyhelminthes; Trematoda; Strigeidida; Schistosomatidae
Source: the annotation of a GenBank genome assembly